UCCAGAUUGGUGUGAAGACAGAAGUGAGCUCCGUUUUAGGCGUAGCAUGGCCAGGCAGAAGAAAAUGGGGCAAAACGUGCUCCGGGCGGUCUUCCUUUUAGUCCUGGGGCUUUUGGGUCAUUCUCACGGAGGAUUCCCCAACACCAUCAGCAUCGGUGGACUUUUCAUGAGAAACACGGUGCAGGAGCACAGCGCUUUCCGCUUCGCCGUGCAGUUAUACAACACCAACCAGAACACCACGGAGAAGCCCUUCCAUUUGAAUUACCACGUAGAUCACUUGGAUUCUUCCAAUAGUUUUUCUGUGACUAAUGCUUUCUGCUCCCAGUUCUCAAGAGGGGUGUACGCCAUCUUUGGAUUCUAUGACCAGAUGUCAAUGAACACUCUGACCUCCUUCUGUGGGGCCCUGCAUACAUCCUUUGUGACGCCCAGCUUCCCCACUGACGCAGAUGUGCAGUUUGUCAUCCAGAUGCGCCCAGCCUUGAAGGGCGCUAUCCUGAGUCUGCUGGGUCACUACAAGUGGGAGAAGUUUGUGUACCUCUACGACACAGAGAGAGGCUUCUCCAUUCUCCAAGCCAUCAUGGAAGCCGCAGUGCAAAACAACUGGCAAGUGACAGCACGGUCUGUGGGAAACAUAAAAGACGUCCAAGAAUUCAGGCGCAUCAUUGAAGAAAUGGACAGGAGGCAGGAAAAGCGAUACUUGAUUGACUGCGAAGUCGAAAGGAUUAACACAAUUUUGGAACAGGUUGUGACGCUGGGAAAACAUUCAAGAGGUUAUCACUACAUGCUUGCUAACCUGGGUUUUACUGAUAUUUUGCUAGAAAGAGUCAUGCAUGGGGGAGCCAACAUUACCGGAUUCCAGAUUGUCAACAACGAAAACCCUAUGGUUCAGCAGUUUAUUCAGCGCUGGGUGAGGCUAGAUGAAAGGGAAUUCCCUGAAGCCAAGAACGCACCACUAAAGUAUACAUCUGCACUGACGCACGACGCAAUCCUGGUCAUCGCAGAAGCUUUCCGCUACCUGAGGAGGCAGCGAGUGGAUGUGUCGCGGAGGGGCAGUGCUGGAGACUGCCUGGCAAAUCCCGCUGUGCCCUGGAGUCAAGGAAUUGACAUCGAGAGAGCUCUAAAAAUGGUACAAGUACAAGGAAUGACUGGAAACAUCCAAUUUGACACUUACGGACGUAGGACAAAUUAUACCAUCGACGUGUACGAGAUGAGAGUCGCUGGCUCGCGAAAAGCCGGCUACUGGAAUGAGUAUGAAAGAUUUGUGCCUUUCUCAGAUCAGCAAAUCAGCAAUGACAGCGCAUCCGCAGAGAACCGGACCAUUGUAGUGACCACCAUUCUGGAGUCACCAUAUGUAAUGUAUAAAAAGAACCAUGAGCAACUGGAAGGAAAUGAGAGAUAUGAAGGCUAUUGUGUUGACUUAGCCUAUGAAAUAGCCAAACACGUGAGGAUCAAAUACAAAUUGUCCAUUGUCGGCGAUGGGAAAUAUGGCGCACGGGAUCCAGAGACAAAAAUAUGGAAUGGCAUGGUUGGGGAACUUGUCUAUGGGAGGGCUGAUAUAGCUGUUGCUCCACUGACCAUUACCCUGGUCCGGGAAGAAGUCAUAGAUUUCUCAAAGCCAUUUAUGAGCCUGGGCAUCUCCAUCAUGAUAAAGAAGCCUCAGAAAUCGAAACCAGGCGUCUUCUCAUUUCUGGAUCCCUUGGCUUACGAAAUUUGGAUGUGCAUUGUUUUUGCCUACAUUGGGGUCAGUGUAGUUUUAUUCCUGGUCAGCAGAUUUAGCCCCUACGAGUGGCACACUGAGGAGUUUGAAGAUGGAAGAGAAACACAAAGUAGUGAAUCAACUAAUGAAUUUGGGAUUUUUAAUAGUCUCUGGUUUUCCUUGGGUGCCUUUAUGCAGCAAGGCUGUGAUAUUUCUCCAAGGUCGCUGUCCGGGCGGAUUGUUGGAGGGGUUUGGUGGUUCUUCACCCUGAUCAUAAUUUCUUCCUACACUGCCAAUCUUGCUGCUUUCCUGACUGUGGAGAGGAUGGUCUCUCCCAUAGAGAGUGCUGAAGACUUAGCUAAGCAGACUGAAAUUGCAUAUGGGACCUUGGACUCCGGUUCAACGAAAGAAUUUUUCAGAAGGUCCAAAAUUGCAGUCUAUGAGAAAAUGUGGUCUUACAUGAAAUCAGCAGAACCAUCCGUAUUUACCAAAACAACGGCAGACGGAGUGGCCCGGGUGCGCAAGUCCAAGGGAAAGUUCGCCUUCCUGCUGGAGUCAACCAUGAACGAGUACAUUGAGCAGAGAAAACCGUGUGAUACCAUGAAAGUUGGUGGAAAUCUGGAUUCCAAAGGCUAUGGUGUGGCAACCCCUAAAGGCUCAGCAUUAAGAAAUGCUGUUAACCUGGCAGUAUUAAAACUGAAUGAGCAAGGCCUCUUGGACAAAUUGAAAAACAAAUGGUGGUACGACAAAGGAGAGUGCGGCAGCGGGGGCGGUGACUCCAAGGACAAGACCAGCGCUCUGAGCCUGAGCAAUGUGGCAGGCGUUUUCUAUAUACUUGUCGGAGGUCUGGGGCUGGCCAUGAUGGUGGCUUUGAUAGAAUUCUGUUACAAAUCACGGGCAGAGUCCAAACGCAUGAAACUCACAAAGAACACCCAAAACUUUAAGCCUGCUCCUGCCACCAACACUCAAAAUUACGCUACAUACAGAGAAGGCUACAACGUGUAUGGAACAGAGAGUGUUAAGAUCUAGGGAUCCCGCCCCGCUGGAGGCAUGUGAUGAGAGGAAUUGCCGAAAACGUGGCCGCUUCAAGGAUCCUGAGCCAGACUUCACUCUCCCUGGUGUCGGGCAUGACACGAAUAUUGUUGAUGGUGCAAUGACCUUUCAAUAGGAAAAACGGAUUGUUUUUCCCUUCAGUGCCUUAUGGAACACUCUGAGACUCGCGACAAUGCAAACCAUCACUGAAAUCGUUUUGCUUUGCUUGAAAACAAAUUAAAAUAAAACCAACAAAAACAUGGACAUGCAAGAUUCCAGUAUGCGGAAAAAAAAAUCGUAUUACAAAAAGUCAGUUCAACAAAAGCCAUUCUUUGAUACCACUGCUCGGUAUACAAACACCAUGUUCUUUAAUACACACACACACACACACACACACACAUACAC
Molecule: messenger RNA, 3133 nt
Organism: Hyaena hyaena (striped hyena)
Lineage: Eukaryota; Metazoa; Chordata; Mammalia; Carnivora; Hyaenidae
Gene: GRIA3
Product: glutamate ionotropic receptor AMPA type subunit 3
Exons: 17
Coding region: 47-2725 (892 amino acids)
Biological process (GO): synaptic transmission, glutamatergic; modulation of chemical synaptic transmission; monoatomic ion transport
Cellular component (GO): dendritic spine; postsynaptic membrane; AMPA glutamate receptor complex
Molecular function (GO): transmitter-gated monoatomic ion channel activity involved in regulation of postsynaptic membrane potential; AMPA glutamate receptor activity
Source: RefSeq, a predicted model, not a curated record